Micromonas pusilla CCMP1545 is the source of this 1155-nucleotide messenger RNA. RefSeq lists its product as uncharacterized. Gene Ontology annotation, cellular component: nucleus; cytosol. Gene Ontology annotation, biological process: coenzyme A biosynthetic process. The transcript has a single exon. The record is from RefSeq and is a predicted model, not a curated record. Lineage: Eukaryota; Viridiplantae; Chlorophyta; Mamiellophyceae; Mamiellales; Mamiellaceae. Bases 1 to 1155 code for a protein of 384 amino acids. Gene Ontology annotation, molecular function: pantothenate kinase activity; ATP binding.
AUGGCGACCCCCACGCCGGCGGCGGCGGCGGUGCCGCUCCCGCAGCUCGUGACGGACGGCUACCGCGCGACGACGUUCGAGUACGAUCCCGGUCCGGACGCGGAGGCGCGAGGGAUCCCGGGGAAGCGCGAGUGGAUCGAGGUGUUUCGCGCGUCUGUGCCCGAAUUUCGCAAGCGCGCGGCGUCGGACCCGCGCGUCGCGGACGCGGCGUCGCUCGCGGACGCGUUCGCGGCGGCGUUCGACGAGACGUUAAACGCGAUCCUCCGCGGCGACCACGCGGGCUUAUUCGACGGCGAACCCACGGUCCUGAAGCUCUGCGCGCUUCGCGACGCGGCGCUUCGCGAGCGCGGGUUCGAGGACUGCUUCGCGGACGUCAAAGCCGAGGAGAACGACGCCGCGCUCGUCGUCCUCCCGAGCGUCCUCGCGGAGAUCGACGGCAUCCUCGACGCGCGCGAUCGCCUCCUCGCGCUCGUGCGAGGCGCGUUCGCCGGGAACGUGUUCGACCUCGGCGCCGCGGCGUCCGCGAAGAUGCACGCCGACGGAGACGCGGGGUUCCACGCCACGCGCGCCGCGCUCAAACCGCGGCCGUGGUGCGUCGACGACUUCGACGCGCUCGCGGCGAAGUGGGUGGGGGGCGACGAGGACGAGGACAAGGACGGGGAUGAAAAAACGGCUGCUCGUCGCCCGUUUCCCUAUAAGAAAUGCGUGAUGUUCGUGGACAACGCCGGCGCGGACGUCGUCCUCGGGAUGCUGCCGCUCGCGAGGGAGCUGACGCGGCGCGGGUGCGACGUGACGCUCGCCGCGAACGAGACGCCGUCGAUCAAUGACAUCACCGCGCGGGAGCUAGUGCCGUUGAUUCGCCGCGUCGCGGAGUUCGAUCCGGCGACGCGCGCCGCGGUGGAGGAAGGGAGACUGCGCGCCGUCUCCAGCGGGAGCGACUUGCCGGUGAUCGACCUGACGAAGAUUUCCCCGGCGGCGGCGACGGCGGCGGCGGGGGCGGAUCUGAUCGUGUUAGAGGGGAUGGGGCGCGCGAUCGAGACGAACUUGAACGCGAGGUUCACCGUGGACGUCCUGAAGCUCGGGAUGGUGAAGCACCCGGAGGUGGCGACGUGUUUGGGGGGGACGCUGUACGACUGCGUGUGCAAGUUCGGGUAA